AUGGAGACAGCUGACUCUUUCCCUCUGGUACUGGAGGGACCCUGGGAUCCUGAUCCCCCCAAGAAGUUAUGCAAUAAGUUGCUGUGCUAUUUCCAGAGUCCCCGAAGAUCAGGAGGAGGCGAGUGUGUGCUUGAAUACCAGUCAGGCGACUCAGGUCUCCUUCUUCUCCUCUUUGAACAGGAGGAAGCAACCCAGCAGCAAGGCCCCUUGCCUGGGACAGGCCAAAAAAUGAAACUCCACACCAAGUGGAAACCAGCAGGGAGGCCCCACCACCCAUUACAAGCCAGAAGUGAAGUCUACCCUCCAGUGUUAAUAAGCAGCUUGGCUCUGAAGCCUAGUGAAAGCCAGAUAAGACAACGAGUUCUGGAAAGACAGAACCAUGAGUUAGAAUUGCCAGGAGAAGAAAAGUUGAAACUCACUGUCAGACUUCCUACAGCAAAGGAUGGGAAUACAAUAAGAAAAAAACUAGUCCCAACAAAAGACUCCAAGAUCAAAGAUGGAACCCAAGAAAAAGAAGCAUCAGAACAUCAGAACACAACCCUUCCACUGGAGAGAUCUGCCAAGACUGAGAUUGUCUCCAAAGGCCCCAGAACUACUUCCUCAUGGGUUGCAUUUAAAAAUGUCCCAGAUACAAUGACUCAUGAAUUAUUGGUUUUGCUAGUGGAAAACAUCAGUGGCCUGUCAGAACCUAACGGAGACUUUACAGUAGAAAUUAGACCAGAAGCUGAGGUUGCUGUGGUUACCUUUCUGAAAAUCAUUGAUGUAAAGGGAUUUAUUACUACUUGUGCCCAGAACCACACAGUAGGAAAACUUAAGAUUUCUGUGGAACCCCUAUAUGUGACAAGAACCAUUCUGGUGGAAGACCUACCCCCAGAUGUUGAUGAAUAUUACAUCACUCAUUUCUUUCAAAACCCAAACAAUGGAGGGGGACCAGUAACCAGGGUCCAGUGUUUUCCAAAGGAGAAUUCAGCUCUGGUUUGGUUUGGUACAUGCAAAGUGGUUGACACAAUUUUGACAAAGAAGCUUCUCUUCAACAACAGUCCCAUUUCAGUGUUCCCAUACUACCAUAGUUUGGGUACUGCUUUAUAUGGAAAGGCAAAGUCAUCAGUGAAGCUACCAGAGCCCUUAAAAGUGCCAAUGGAACCUUAUCUACUGAAAUUCUUACAGAAAGAUGAUCAAGUAAUUGGAGAGAUAACUAGCACCAUGGAGAGCUAUCAUUGUGCACUAACCUGGCCAAGACCCAACUGUAAAGAGCCAGAAAUUAUACUCACUCCUUCAGUCACCUUAGUCACCCAAAGAAAAACAAAGAGCGACAUAAUCAAGACAUGGAGUGAAGAUGUUUCGAAGAAAUUCUCUUGCCUCAUAUCUAAAUACCAGGUCAGGAAGUUUAAUGUGGACCGAGAGGUGUGGGAAGCCAUUAGAGACAGCAUAGAAAAUAAGAACAUUUUGACUGAGUUUGAUAAGCUUCAGGAGACAGUGAUCAUAGCAGGGGAACUGGAAGAUGUGCAAAGAACUGAAUCAAAAAUGACUCUGAUAGAAAGGACCACUCAAAAAAUAAAAAGGAAGAAACAAAGUAUAAGAGAGAAUUUGACUGUGGGUCCUGGAAGGUUUUCCAUUUUACACAACAAAGGAUUAGAAGAGACUCUCCAAAAGGAAUACCCAAAGCUGGAAGUCACAUAUGAUGCCCUCAGAAAGAGGAUCUGCCUGAGUGGAUUGGCUGCAGAUGUAUACAAAGCAAAGAGUGAAAUUCUGGAGAAACUACAGAGCUUGGUUCAGAAAUCCCUCCAUGUUUCUCCUCAUAUCAUUCAGUUCCUGCAGCAGGUAAACUGUGAGACAUUCUCUGAAUCUCUUUUUGGAGCUAAGAAACUUUCUGCUGCCUGUGAGUUGGAGGGUGAAGCAGUUGUGCUGGUUGGCUCCUCUUCCCAAGUUCUUUCAGAAGCUGAGGAACAUAUGAAGAAAGCCUUGAGCCUUAAGUGCAUCGACAUGGUAAACCAGAGGAUUCUUAAUGAUUGUAAAUGGAAAACACUCAUUGGUGAAUUAAAUAAGAAAUACAACUGCUCCUCAAAGACUGUAAUAAUAGAACAGCAAAAUUCAGACACUGGGGUUAAGAUAAUCAUUGCUGGUUGUGUUAGUCCUGUAUGUGAAAGCCACCAACUACUUUGUAAAUUCAUAGAAAAAAACACAAAAAUUAAAAAAUUUAUUGCUGUUAUUUCUUUAGCAAUCAUCCAGUAUAUGAAGAUGAAAAUGGAAAAUAGGCAAAUUUGGCAUGAGCUAAGGAUAAAAAAUAUUAAGAUCAGUUUCAAAACUCUGGCCAACCAAAGAGGCAUUUUACUGAGUGGUCCCAAAGAAGAAGUGAUGAGAGCAGUGGCCAUGGUUAAACAAACACUAGAUUCAAUAUGUAUUAGAAAUUUUAGCAUUGAUAAACCAGGGGCCAAAUCCUUAUUCAAAGAAAAGGAAGCAUUUUAUAAAAUGGAAGCAAAACAGAAGUAUAGUUGUUCAAUUUGUCUACUAGAAGAUGGAGAUGAGAGCAAUGGGAGCAGUAUAGAUGGGCAGAAGGUCCACUGUGAGUUAACCUUAGAAUCUGGCAUCUUAUUAACCGUUCAGCAGGGUGACUUAACCCAGUUCUCAGCAGAUGUGGUGGUGAAUGCAGCAAAUAAGAACUUACAGCACCUUGGAGGCCUGGCAGCUGCACUCUCUAAAGCAGCAGGCCCAGAGCUACAGAGGGAAUGUGACCAGAUAAUCCAGCAACAGGGUAAGAUCCCUCCUGGCUGUGCUGUUGUCUCAUCUGCUGGACAGCUCCCUUAUCAGCAAGUGAUUCAUGCUGUUGGUCCCAGGUGGAAGCAAGAAGAUGCUCACAAGUGUGUGCAGCUACUAAAAAAUGCGAUCACAGAGUGUCUUACUCUGGCUGGAUCCUAUGGGCAUAGUUCAAUAGCUAUCCCAGCUCUUAGCUCUGGGAUCUUUGGCUUUCCCUUAAAAGAGUGUGCAGAGAACAUUGUCUUGUCCAUCAAGGAAAACUUCCAGGACCUCCCAAAUCAACAUAGCUUAAAAAAGAUUCAUCUUGUAGAUUCAUCUGAGGAGACAGUUCGAGCUCUUUCCAAAGCUGUUAAAAACAUCUUUAAAGAUCUUCUUCCUGAUAAAAAUUCAGCACCUUGUACACAAUCAGGAAACCAGGACAAAAACAGAAAGAAAAAAAUUGAAUGGGGAAAUGUGCUGGCCUCCAUCCAAACUAGAGAAGGUCUGAGCAUCUUGUUGGUGAAGGGAGAUAUUCAGGAUGCUGAGACCGAUCUUAUUGUCAACUCCGUUCCUUGGAAUCUUCAGCUUGACAACAAACCAUCUACUCUUUCUGGGGCCUUAUUGAAGAAAGCUGGCCCACACCUCCAAGAAGAAUUAAAUGAAGUAGGAAAAGGAAAAUCAGUGAGAGAAAACCAUGUUUUCCUGACAAAAGGCUAUAAUUUGGACUGCAGAUUUGUGCUCCAUGUGGUGGCUCCUAGCUGGGAUAAUGGAGAAGGGAAUUCACAAAAGGCAAUGGAAGACAUCAUCACAGCAUGUUUAAAGAUGACUACUGUCCUGUCUUUAGAAUCAAUCACUUUUCCAACAAUUGGAACAGGAAAUUUAGGAUUUCCUAAAGUCCUUUUUGCUGAAUUAAUCCUAUCUCAAGUGCUCAAAUUUAGCAGAAGACCUUUGCAGACUCUAAAGGAAGUUCACUUUCUGUUGUACCCCAGUGAUACCGAGAACAUUGAGGCAUUUUCAGAACUAUUCAGAUGGAUUAAUGGAAAUCCUACCAGUGACAGAGUUGCUGUGACUAAUGACACUCAAGGUCUCUUUGGGACUAUUUCUAACCCUGAUUUGGGAGUCUAUGAAAUGAAGAUUGGUUCCAUUACUUUCCAGGUUGCCUCUGGAGACAUCAUCAAGGAAAAUUCAGAUGUGAUUAUUAACUCAACAAAUGCCACAUUUGUCCUCAAAACAGGAGUUUCCAAAGCCAUUUUAGAAGCUGCUGGACCAGCUGUAAAAUUAAAAUGUGCUAUAUUAGCUAAACAACCUCAUGAUAAUUUUAUAGUUACACAAGGUGGAAAUCUGAAGUGCAAGAAAAUAAUUCACGUGCUUGGGGUAAAUGAUGUAAAAGAAAGUUUCUCCAAGGUUCUGCAGGAAUGUGAAAAGAGGAAAUACACGUCCAUUUCCCUCCCAGCCAUUGGAACAGGAAAUGCUGGACAAGACCCAGCUAAAGUUGCUGAAAACAUAAUUGAUGCUAUUGAAGAUUUUGCAUGCAAAGGGUCUGCCCAAUUUGUGAAAAAAGUGAAAGUGGUCAUCUUCCUGCCACAGCUACUGAAAGUGUUUUAUGACAGUAUGAAAAAAAGAAGAGACUUUGUGCCACCAAUCCCCAUGCUCUCUGAAUUAAAAAGCAUUUUAGGUCUUGCAAGCAACCUUUCCAGGAACCAAGAUAAUUUGGUCUUGGAAAAGAAAAAAGAGUCAACCAUUUUCCAGGUGUGUGGUGAAAAUAAGGAUAAUAUUGAAAGUACUAUCUCUUGGACACAAGAUUUAAUUUCAAAGGAACAAAACAAUUAUGCCUUCUCAGAUGAGUCUAUCCGAAAUUUUGGUGGAAAAGAAUACAAAGAACUGAAUGAGCUGCAGAGAAGCCUGGAUAUCACUAUUACCAUGGAACAUGGAAGCUCCUGUCUCCGGGUUUUAGGGAUUGCUAGAGAUGUGUUAAAGGCUUCCCAAAUGAUUGAGGACAUGAUCAAAAGAGUUCGGUUGCAUAAAGAUGAAGAGUCCAAGGCUGAGCUGCUCAGUGGCAUCAUAGAAUGGCAGUAUAAUGACAGUGGUGUUUUCAAGUCUUUUGACAAAAUAACUAAUAUGCAUUUAGAGGAUGCAAGGAAAGAAAAGAAAAGUAGCAUUGAUAUUAAAAUUGAAAAUGAAAACUACACAGUGGACUUUCACAACAACAUUGCUACAGGUGAAAUGGGACAGAGCUUUCCAAUUAAGCGGCUCACCAAAUCUGAAGGUGAGCUCCCUGAAUACUGGGAUGACAUGGAAAAGCAGAACUUCCUCUUGGUGAAGUUGCAGCCAGGAAAGCCAGAGUACAUGGCCAUAGAGAACCAUUUUAAUCAGAAUUGUUCUGACUACAAAAUUGAGAAGAUUGAAAGGAUACAGAACCGAAACCUUUGGAAUUUGUAUAAUACAAGGAAAAAGAACAUGGAUGACCAGAAUGGACACACAAACAAUGAAAAACGCCUCUUCCAUGGCACAGCUGCUGACUCAGUGUCCCAUGUCAACAGCCAAGGCUUUAAUCGCAGUUAUGCUGGGAAAAAUGCGAUAGCAUGGGGAAAAGGAACCUACUUUGCUGUCUCUGCCAGAUAUUCUGCUGAUGAUAGAUACUCCAAACCAGACAUAAAUGGGAAGAAGUAUAUGUAUUAUGCACGAGUACUUACUGGUGAUUACAUUCUUGGAGAUUCAUCAUUCGUUGUCCCUCCACCAAAGAGCACUCAAGACUCUAAUAUUCUGUAUGACAGCGUCACUGACAACAUUCAAAAUCCAACAUUAUUUGUUAUAUUUUAUGACAGUCAGUCUUAUCCAGACUACCUCAUUACUUUCAGUAAAUAA
This is a messenger RNA of Dromiciops gliroides (monito del monte), 5598 nucleotides long. RefSeq names its product protein mono-ADP-ribosyltransferase PARP14-like. Gene Ontology annotation, biological process: negative regulation of gene expression. Gene Ontology annotation, cellular component: nucleus; cytoplasm. The record is from RefSeq and is a predicted model, not a curated record. Gene Ontology annotation, molecular function: transcription corepressor activity; NAD+ poly-ADP-ribosyltransferase activity; nucleic acid binding. The transcript has 18 exons. The coding region runs from base 1 to 5598 and encodes 1865 amino acids. NCBI's taxonomy places the organism in Eukaryota, Metazoa, Chordata, Mammalia, Microbiotheria, Microbiotheriidae.